ACUUUAUUAGAAAGUUACGUUUUGUUAACUAUCUGUCUGCAGACACUUGUGGGCACAACAAACUACCGAUUCAUCUAUCCGGUUUUAUAAACGAAACAGAAAGCUGUCACGGACGUGCUUUGAACUGGAAUUGUGUACAAUGGAAUCACCCAAGGUUUGGGUACCAGAUCCUGUUUCAGGGUAUAAGUUAGGCAAAAUUAUAGAUAUAAAAUCUGAUACAGUCUCUGUUCAGUUACUGAAUUCUAAUGAAAUACUUACUGUUCCUUAUGAGAGUACUUAUGCUGCUGAAGAGCUAGAUGACAAAGAUGUGGAUGAUAAUUGUGGACUGAUGCAUUUAAAUGAAGCAACUUUAUUGAAUAAUAUUCGUCUAAGGUACAAUAGGGAUCAAAUCUAUACAUAUGUUGCCAACAUACUUAUUGCAGUUAAUCCAUAUUUUGAAAUAAAGAAUUUGUAUUCUUCAGACACAAUAUCUAAAUAUCAAGGAAAAUCUCUGGGAGUUCUUCCUCCGCAUGUUUUUGCAAUUGCUGAUAAAGCCUUUCGGGAUAUGCGUGCUCUAAAAGAAAGCCAAUCUAUAAUAGUAAGCGGAGAAUCUGGUGCUGGUAAAACGGAGUCUACAAAGUAUAUCUUGCGAUAUUUAUGUGAAUCUUGGGGAUGUCAUGCUGGACCAAUUGAGCAGAGAAUAUUGGAUGCUAAUCCUGUUCUGGAAGCUUUUGGAAAUGCCAAGACUAUGCGAAACAAUAAUAGUAGCAGAUUUGGUAAAUUUAUUGAAAUUCAUUUUAGUAAUAAGUUUUCAGUUGUUGGGGGUUUCAUUAGUCAUUAUUUAUUAGAAAAAAGUCGCAUAUGUUCUCAAAGUAGAGGAGAAAGAAACUACCACAUAUUUUAUCAGCUUUGUGCUGGUGCUCCUGUUGAGCUGAAGAAAAAGCUGCACUUGUCUAGUCCUGAUAAGUUUCAAUACCUGAGUAAAGGCUGUACUCAAUAUUUCACUUCUCAAGAAACUGAAAAGUUAUUGAAUAAGGACUCGAUUUCUUCUGAUCAGUGUCAAAAAGGAUCUCUGCAUGACCCUAUGUUGGAUGACAUUAGAAACUUCUUAGCCUUAGAUAAAGCUUUGAACAAUAUGGGACUUAGAGAGAGUGAAAGGCAAAAUAUUUAUACUGUUGUGGCUGCUGUUUUACAUUUGGGUAAUGUAUCAUUUGAAGACAACCCAGAUGACUGCAAAGGUGGCUGCCGUUUAGCACCUGGAGCUGCUGAAGUUCUUAAUAUCAUUGGUUCUCUGUUAGGGGUUGAUGCACAGUAUUUGAGGCAAAGUUUAUUAAGUAGAGUAAUGCAAACAAGUAAAGGUGGAGCGAAAGGAACUAUUUAUAUGGUUCCUUUGAAAGUGCAUGAAGCCCAAAAUGCUCGAGAUGCUUUAGCUAAAGCCCUGUAUUCCAGGCUUUUUGAUUUCAUUGUACAGUGCAUCAACAAAAGUAUACCAUUCAGUUCUUCAUCAUAUUACAUUGGUGUUUUGGAUAUUGCAGGUUUUGAAUAUUUUCAGGUGAAUAGUUUUGAGCAAUUUUGUAUAAAUUACUGCAAUGAAAAACUGCAACAAUUUUUCAAUGAACGGAUUUUGAAGGAAGAGCAAACUUUGUAUGAAAAAGAAGGUUUGAAUGUGAGAAAAAUUGAUUAUGUUGAUAAUCAGGAUUGUCUUGAACUUUUAGAGAGCAAAGGCAAUGGAAUAUUUGAUUUACUUGAUGAAGAGAGCAGGCUUCCUAAAUCUAGUCAUACUCAUUUUACUAGUACUGUUCAUGCUCAGAAUAAUGGGCAUUUUCGAUUGGAUGUACCAAGAAAAUCAAAAUUAAAGUAUCAUCGUGAAAUUCGAGACAAUGAAGGAUUUUUAAUUCGUCACUUUGCUGGUGCAGUUUGUUAUGAAACAGUGUCUUUUAUUGAAAAGAACAAUGAUGCCCUACAUGCAUCACUGGAAAGUGUUAUUUUAGAAGCUGAAAACAAUUUUGUUCAGAAUUUAUUCAAAAAUGAAUCAACUUCUCAACAAACAAGAGGCAAAUUAAACUUUAACAGUGUUGGUAGUAAAUUCAGAAGUCAACUUCAGGAAUUAAUGGCAAAAUUGAGGAAUACAGGUACCCACUUUGUUCGUUGCAUUAAACCAAAUUUCAGAAUGGUUGAUCACUGCUUUGAAGGAAAUCAAAUUCUUAUUCAACUGCGAUGUUCAGGUAUGGCCUCUGUACUGGAAUUGAUGCAGCAAGGAUAUCCAUCUCGUGCUCAGUUUUCUGAUUUAUAUGCUAUGUAUAAAAGCUACCUUCCCCCUGAUUUGGCUCGUUUAGAUCCUCGAUUGUUUUGCAAAGCACUGUUCAAAGCUCUUGGAUUGAAUGAAAAAGAUUUCUGUUUUGGUUUGACUAAAGUUUUCUUUCGUCCUGGGAAAUUUGCAGAAUUUGACCAAAUUAUGAAAUCAGAUCCUCAAAACUUAGCAUUGUUGGUUAAGAAAGUUCAAAAAUGGCUUUUAAUAUCUCGUUGGAAAAAAACAAUCUGGUGUGCUGUUUCUGUAAUUAAAUUGAAAAAUAAAAUUCUGUACAGACGUAAUAAUCUUAUUGUCAUCCAGAAGAAUUUCCGUAUGUGCCUCGCAAAACGGAAGUACCGACCACGAUACUUGUACAUAAUGAAAUUGAAAAAGUUAUGCGAAAAGCUGGAUGCAAUGUCACAGAUUGUUUCUCAGUUAAACAAAGAGAAGAAAAAAUCCUCUGCUGAAAUACAAGCACUUCGUGAGAAAAUGAAAUAUGCAAUUCAACAGGCUAAGGUUACUGAUUUGAGUAUUCACCAAAUGGAGAAAAAUCACCUGGAUUUUGUGAAAGCUGUUGAUGAAUUAUUGUUGAAUUUGCAAAAGAAGGUAGAGCAACAGAAAAUUGCUGAGGAGCGGGAGAGAGUUAGAAAGAUUCAAGAAGAAAUGGAACGUGAAAGAUUAAAAAAAGAAGAAGAGAAACAAAAGAAAUUAGAAGAAGAAGAAAUGAAAAAAAGAAAAAUGGAACUUGAACUUCAGAGGAAAAUGGAAGAAGAGUGUAGAAUCAAAGAGGAGAAGGAAAAUGCAAAACGGAUGGAAGAAUACCAAGCCCAGCUUCGCUUACAGGAGGAAGAAGAACUGAAAAGGCAACAACAGUUGCAGCAAGAACACAGUGAUCAUGAACUUGCUCUUCGUUUAGCUCAAGAUAUGAAUGGUGUUCCUGAUGAAGUAGUAACUCCGCCUCCUCUUCCAAGAUCUGCUUAUGUGUUACAACAACAAGAACAACUUGCUUCCAAAAAGUAUGACCUGUCCAAAUGGAAAUAUUCUGAUCUACGAGAUGCCAUAAAUACAUCAUGCGAUUUAGAAUUAUUGGAUGCUUGUCGAGAAGAAUUCCAUCGUAGAUUAAAAGUUUAUCAUUCGUGGAAGCUUAAAAAUAUGCACAAAGGAAGCAGUCAAAGUAGAGCUCCAGAUUCAAUCAUGCAGUCAGCCAAACAAGCACCACCUAUGCCUCCGGCCCGAAAAUCUUCUCUUGGGACUGUGGCAGCAGACAGAUAUUUUCGUAUUCCUUUUGUUAGGAACUCAGCACAAAAAGGCUGGUGGUACGCACAUUUUAAAGGACAGUGGAUUGCUAGGCAAAUGGAACUUCACCCUGACAAGCCUCCAAUCCAAUUAGUAGCAGGCAAAGAUGACAUGCAGAUGUGUGAAUUAAGUUUGGAUGAAACAGGCCUUACACAGAAAAGAGGCGCUGAAAUUCUUGAAGAGGAAUUCAAUGCUGUGUGGGAUAAGCACAGUAAAACAAGUUCUACAGUUCCUUAAAGAAAUUGAAAUCUCAAAAUGCUAACAAGAUAAUGUUUAAUAUAUGGUUUAAUUUUAUUGGGCACAAGAGUAUGAUUAUUAUAUUAAAUUGGAUAUAUAUUUAUUUUUAAUUAUCGUUUUAUUGAUUUGACUUGAAAAUGAUUUAUUUUGAAUGCAAGGGGAAAAGUUCAUUUCUGCUAUCUGAAUAAUGUUUAUUAAUAAUGGUCACUAUUUAACUGUCCAAAUUAAGAGUUUAAACUUAACUAAUGAAUGUAUUGUUAACUAUGUUGUUUCAUUAUAGUUUAUGAAAUGAAUGUUAUCUUUACACUCAAAGUUUUUUUCUGAGCUUUUAUGAACUUUUUGUGAUAUUUACUAAAUGUUUUAAUCUGGUUACUAGUUUAUUACUGAAAACUUAUUUAAAAAAAUACAUCAAUCUAAAAAAAGAAUAUACAAGUUUUUGCUCUAAGUGCAUUUACUCAAUGGAUUUUUACUUAUGUUUUGUCAUUGUGUCUAGUUGUUUAUGAAUGUCAUAUUUACUGAUUACAGUUUUUUUUUAUUACUUAGUAAUGGAUGUUACACACAAAUUUAGUUUUUAAAAAAAUACUUAUGGACUAGCAAUAUUUUCAAAUCACUAAAAUGAAAUAUUACAAUUCACAAAUUUAAAAAGUGGUGAUUAUUCUAACUAGUCUUUUUCACAGUGCACUGAUUUUUGAAUUUCUUUUCAAUAUAUGUUACACAUUUUGGUUAGACUUGGUAUGGGCAGCUAAAAUUGUAUGCUUCUUUUCUAGAAUAAAUAGUUUAUAGUUUC
Molecule: messenger RNA, 4589 nt
Organism: Argiope bruennichi
Lineage: Eukaryota; Metazoa; Arthropoda; Arachnida; Araneae; Araneidae
Gene: jar
Product: unconventional myosin-VI-like
Exons: 27
Coding region: 140-3802 (1220 amino acids)
Biological process (GO): endocytosis; vesicle transport along actin filament; actin filament organization
Cellular component (GO): cytoplasm; endocytic vesicle; actin cytoskeleton
Molecular function (GO): actin filament binding; ATP binding; microfilament motor activity
Source: RefSeq, a predicted model, not a curated record